Molecule: messenger RNA, 900 nt
Organism: Lithohypha guttulata
Lineage: Eukaryota; Fungi; Ascomycota; Eurotiomycetes; Chaetothyriales; Trichomeriaceae
Exons: 1
Coding region: 1-900 (299 amino acids)
Source: RefSeq, a predicted model, not a curated record
AUGGUCACCACUUUUGUCGUACUGGGUGUUGUACUUCUAGCUGUGCCUCUCGCUGUCGCAAUCUUCAUAAUAGCAACCAAGCUCAGGCAAAAGAAGAGGGUAGAGGUCAUGAAAAAUGCCGUCACAACGUCGACAACAGUCCAAAAAGGACCAAACGGUCGAACAGUCUUCGAGACCAAGGCUACACGACCCUCACCAACACGAAAUCGAUUCAGUAAACAAACAGUUCCGGCAAGUCCAACUCUUCCGUUCACACAGCAGCAGGCUGCUAGACCUCCGAGACCUGCAAGGCCCGCCUCGAUCAAAGGCGCGUGGCAGCGUCUAUCCCGCCCCUUUUCCAUGGCAGCUGAACCUCAAGAAGACCAAAUCGAGCUUACCAAACCAAUGCCAAAACCACACGGGUCAAGAUUUCAGGAACAUACCAAGACUGUAUACGAUGGUCCUGUGAGCCCAAUCACUGGCCCUGAAAUUGCAAGAUCAGGCUCGAGCACUUCUUGGAACACUGUGGACAACCUCUCCAGCAGUCCGGUUAGCCCGCUCAGCGUGACAGGCAUGCGCAACACGACAUAUCAGCGCAAUGGCGGCUUCCACGACAUCCCAUUGACUCCUCCCACCCACUCCAAGAGCGUCAGCAAAGGCAAGGCACGCAAGAAGUCCGUGCAUGGUAUCGACCUUGGAGUUGCGAGAGGCUUUAUGCCACCAAAUGUGCACAACAAGCAGGACGCGAAAGAUUUCGCAAAACAGCAGGGGAAGGAGAUGGCCAAGCAGGCAGGACACUAUGCGGCAGCUCAGAUCAAGCAGAACAUUGUGGAUGCGAACAAGAAAAAGGUUGGUAAGGUGCAAUUGACGCAGCCACCUAAGGCAAAGACUUCCAAGGUAAGGCAAGAUGGUUGGAUAUAA